Molecule: messenger RNA, 2214 nt
Organism: Alosa alosa (allis shad)
Lineage: Eukaryota; Metazoa; Chordata; Actinopteri; Clupeiformes; Clupeidae
Exons: 1
Coding region: 1-2127 (708 amino acids)
Source: RefSeq, a predicted model, not a curated record
AUGGCAUCAGCAAUUACAAAGGCUACCCAGCGCCUUUCCAAAGCAUCAGAUGGUCGAGAUGACACAAAGUUGCUCAUGCAGCCUUAUACCAACUGGGAAGAGUACCUGACCCCUGGACCCCUGUCCAUCGCAAUAAUGGGAGAGUUAGUUUUCAUAUCAUCAAAUGUCGAUUUCUCCAUCAACAAAAAUCCACCCAAAGACGGCUUCAAGCACAUCAGAUACCCAGAAUCCUUCCGUGCCUGCCUGAUGCAAGUCUGCAAUGCUGGCUGGGCAGCUUUCAAUGAGGCCCACAAGAACAUGGAUCAAAUCCGCCUCUACACUGGGAAUGUGGCAGAGUACAUCAAGGUGUCCGUGACGAUCCUCCUUCAGGACAAUGAUGAGCUUAUCCAGACCCUUCUCCCUGACCAGCUUGAGAACAUCGACCACAUGGCACAGGACUGCCUGCAAUUAGCUGAGCGGACGGAAAAGAAAUUCAUGAAAGUCAUUGAGUUGAUCCAGGAGCUCCUUGAAGCGUGCACUAAUGCCAAACAGAGCUACGGUGAGGAACUUGAAAAUGUCAAGCGCAAGAUAGAGGAGGCAAAACUACGCAAGCAGGCAUCAGACGAAGCCAACACGCGUGCCGAAAAAGCUAUUAAGGAAAUGGAUAAGCAGCUCAGCGAUGCACAAAGGAGCUUCAAUGAGUCGAUGGACUCUCUACCAACUGGGUGGGAAAUUAUUGGAAUGAACCUGGUUGAAGGGCUCUCAUCAAGUGUUACUGCUGCUCUGCAGGGUGUAGUUAACACAUACACUGGAGGCAAUUUAUUGUCUAUCACUGCCAACCAACUCUCAUCUACUACUGAAAUCCUAAACACCUUACAGCCCCAGGGGGUUCAACCACAGAGGCAGGCAACUGAUCCAUUUGCUGCAAACAACAUUUUCUCCAAAUCGUCUGAAAUUUUGACCCACUGUGAAUCUUUGAAAAUGUUUGUUGAUGAAAACAGGCAGAUCAACGAGACAGCACUUUACGAUCAGAAACGUCAAACAGCUAAUUCAAAUUUUCAGAAAAGCAGUUUCGAGAGGAUAUUAUCAUCCAUCAAAUCUGAGAAUGAAUGUGAGCCAAAAGCGCUUGCUCUGCAAAUCUGUGAGAAAGGCAUUAUCCUGUGUGUAAAGCUUGGUCAAUACGUAGUAGGGAAGCAAGCAAGGCCUGAACUAAAACCUACAUCAGACCAGGCUGCAAACAAGCUCAUUUCCCUUAUUGAGGAAAUAAACGGCCUGGCCCAAUCAUUUGACUCAAAGGGCAAAUGCCACACCAACACAGCUGCCUUCACUGUUAAACCACCUCAGCUGAGCAAAAGCCAAGCCAGUGGGCCAGAAACAAACAGCGCAAGUCAGAUUGCGACCGACAACGCCCGACUGCGCAUCGAGCAAAGCCGCGCCCAACUGGACAUGGUGAGGGAGAUGUAUCAGAAGAGUGUCGACAACAUGGAGAAGAACAAACGGGAGCUGACUGAGAUUCUGGUGACGAUGAGAAACUGCGAGGUCAAGGAGAUCGAUUUCAACACCACCAUCAAGAUGCUAAUGAAAGGUCUAGAAGCCAUGGGGAGGGUGAAGGAGCAAUGGGAGAAAAUGGUGCGAUUCUUUCAGAUGGUGUCCAACAUUGUCAAGACCUGCUUGAGCACCUGUCUGAAUAAUUUCCUGAAAACAGCCACAAAGGCCUCAAACUCAUCUCUAAUGUACUCCUCGAGGAUGUUCAUGAAAGAUAUGAUUUACAACCAGGCUUUCCAAGCCUCCAACAUUGCCAGUCUGGUGAACAUGAUCUCGGGGACUUAUGCCGAAGUCUCUGCCAAAUACCUGAUGGACCGUGUCAGUAGCCUGGGCAGACUGAUGGCCCUUGAUCCCAACAACCCACAAUUUAAAACAGAGCGACUUGGUCUCCAGACCGCUUGUGAAGAGGCACAAGAUGGAAUAAGACGACUUGUCCUUGAAAACAAGCGGAAAUUUGAGAUGAAGACGCAAGCCAGACUGAAGCAAAUUGAGGGAGAUCUACUCUCAGUAAUGACUCCACCACGCGAGGAGGAAACAAACAAAGUGAAGGAAAUUGUUCAAAGUGCCUUCAAAGACAAAGAAAAAGAAGAGCAAUUUGCCUGAAUUGGUGAAAACUGAAUUGUCAUUACCCACACUGGUCUAAGAAGCCAUGACUUUAAUUUGACCGCUUGCUUUGCCAUUGCUUUCUAA